This is a messenger RNA of Spodoptera littoralis (African cotton leafworm), 780 nucleotides long. Lineage: Eukaryota; Metazoa; Arthropoda; Insecta; Lepidoptera; Noctuidae. The record is from the annotation of a GenBank genome assembly.
AUGCUUGAUUCUGUAAAACGUGUAAUAUUAGUUCUUUCUGGUAAAGGAGGUGUCGGAAAAUCUACAGUUAGCACCCAAUUGGCGCUAACUUUAAAAGAAAGAGGUUAUAAGGUUGGAUUACUAGAUAUAGAUUUGUGUGGGCCUAGUGUUCCAUACUUAUUGAACUUGGAGAACCAAAAUGUACACCAAGGACCUGAAGGAUGGAUUCCAGUCUAUUUAGACAACGAACAGAGGCUCGGAGUGAUGUCAAUAGGUUUCUUACUAAGCUCCCGAAACGAUGCCGUAGUGUGGAGAGGACCAAAGAAGACAUCGAUGAUAAAACAGUUCUUAGAAGAUGUUUGCUGGCAGGAACUUGAUUUCCUUGUUAUUGAUACUCCUCCAGGAACUUCAGAUGAACACAUCACAGUGAUGGAGAAUCUCCGUCAGGUGCCACAAUGUGGUGCUAUAAUAGUAACCACACCACAAGAAGUUGCCAUAGAAGAUGUGCGCAAGGAGAUCACAUUCUGCAAAAAGACUGGCAUACCUAUCCUUGGUAUUAUUGAAAAUAUGAGUGGAUAUGAGUGCCCAAACUGCAGUGAAUGCACGAACAUCUUCUCAAGUGGUGGUGGGAAGUCACUAGCAGAUAUUGCCAAAAUACCGUUCAUGGGUAGUGUGCCCAUAGACCCCAGGGUUGGGAAACUGGCAGGCCAAGGGUUAGCAGCCAUCAAGGAACUACCGGACUCCACAACAAGCAAAGUGUUCAGUGAAUUAGUCAACCAAUUAGCUCUGAAUGGCCUGUGA